Messenger RNA from Tremella mesenterica DSM 1558, 1326 nucleotides. RefSeq lists its product as uncharacterized. Bases 1 to 1326 code for a protein of 441 amino acids. Gene Ontology annotation, biological process: proteolysis. NCBI's taxonomy places the organism in Eukaryota, Fungi, Basidiomycota, Tremellomycetes, Tremellales, Tremellaceae. The record is from RefSeq and is a predicted model, not a curated record. The transcript has 9 exons. Gene Ontology annotation, molecular function: metallodipeptidase activity.
AUGUUCCAUCAAUUCUUGUUCACCCUCCUCACUUUCAAUGUUUUGGUCAACGCACAUGGAGCUCAGAAACCUUUAUCGUCUACACCCUUACAUCCUCAACACGCUGAACAUGCUUUAAGUUUGUUAGAAAAAUACCCACUGAUAGACACUCAUAUAGAUCUAUCAGCUACGUUCAGAACUAUAGAACGUAAUCCUUGGUCGGCGGUACAUAAAUUAGAUCUCGCUUAUCCUGGUCAUAUAGAUUUACCUCGUGCUCGAGCGGGAGGUUUAGCUGGAGGCUUCUUCACUGCUAAUGCUCCUUGUCCCAAAGCCGUAGGACAAGAUCCAGGACCUGAUUUCCUCAAUCCUACAGAUUCUAUUCAACAUGUCUUAGAAUCAAUGGAUUUGAUAAGGAAAUGGAUCGAGGUGUUUCCGGAUCAAAUGAAACGUUGUCGUACAGCAUCCGACGUCCGACAAGCCUUUGAAGAAAAAAAACUCGCCGUCAUGAUCGGGAUAGAAGGAACACAUCAAUUGAGUAAUUCUUUAGCUGUCAUGAGGAUGUACGCAGAGCUUGGUGUGGGGUAUGUCACUUUGACCCAUGUUUGUCAUUCAUCAUUCGCUAGCUCGAAUGGUGGCGGCGCAGGUACUUCAGGAAGCACCAUUCCUCCUAUUCACCCAGGUAACGGUUUGACCUCCCUCGGGGUGGACUUAGUCAGGGAACUUAAUCGUCUUGGAGUCAUGGUUGACCUUUCUCACGUUAGCGACGAUACAGCCAGACAAGCUAUCAACGUUUCUCGUGCUCCGGUCAUCUGGUCUCAUUCCGGUGCCAGGGCGGUGAAUAAUCAUCCAAGAAAUGUUCCGGAUGAUAUAUUGGAUAUGAUUGGUGAUAAGUCUGGUCAGAAUCGUGGGAUAGUUCUCUCAGUGCUUUAUUCAAUUUUUAUCGAUAAAGACAAUGCUACCUUAGCUCGAGUUGUGGACCAUAUCGAACAUAUCGCUUCCAGAUGCGGGAAAGCACAUGUGGGAUUAGGAUCCGAUUUCAAUGGUAUAGGAUCGAGUGUGUUGGGAAUGGAAGAUGUAUCUAAAUGGCCCAAUAUGAUCCAAGAAUUUAUCCAUCGUGGAUGGACAGACGACGAGAUCGCCGGAUUGAUGGGAGGUAAUCUUCUUCGUGUGAUGGAAGAAGUAGAAUAUAUCAAAAAUCAGUUAUCUUCCGAAUCAGCUUCAACAACAAUCUAUGAGAAACGUAAAGAUCUUCCGGCGCACGAAUGGGGUGGACCUAAUAUGGCUUAUUUAGCGGAUGAAGUUAAAGAGGUUGUGAUUGCUCAAAAACGACUUCGAGAUGAGUUGUGA